This is a messenger RNA of Numida meleagris (helmeted guineafowl), 3552 nucleotides long. RefSeq names its product interleukin 1 receptor type 2 (gene IL1R2). Gene Ontology annotation, molecular function: interleukin-1 binding; interleukin-1, type II, blocking receptor activity. The coding region runs from base 102 to 1331 and encodes 409 amino acids. The record is from RefSeq and is a predicted model, not a curated record. Lineage: Eukaryota; Metazoa; Chordata; Aves; Galliformes; Numididae. The transcript is spliced from 9 exons.
AACGCAAGACAAAUUUCCGUUGCGCCUUGAGUUAAACUCUAUAUAAGGUCCAUUCUAGCAAUUUCACUCUCACAUCUUUUCGUGAGAAACUAAUUGAAAGGAUGCAGAACCACAGAUUUCAAGACACUUUCCCUCGCUCUUCUUCUUCCCAUUUCCUCUGGGAAAGAAUGCAUGGGUUCUUCCUUGCCCUGGUUACAUGCACAGUGUGUACCUCUGCUUUCAAGCUCCAGCAAGGGAAAAGCACAGAAAACUGCCCAGAUCACACCAUGUUUUUCCAAUACUACUAUGAACUGCACGGAGAACCUGUGGUUCUGAAAUGCCCUUCCCCCAGAUACAAACAUAUGGAUUUUUCUGCCUUGACACACAAUAUCACAUGGUACAAAAAUGAUUCAAAAACCAUGAUAUUAGGAAGAGACGAAGAUCCAAGAAUCUGGGCAAAAGGAGAUGCACUCUGGUUUUUGCCAGCAAGGCAAGAAGACUCAGGAGUAUAUAUCUGUACCAGAAGGAACUCCUCCUACUGCGCCGAGGUGUCCAUCCACCUCACAGUCGUGCAGAAGGCAGCAGCUCGGGACAUUGCCUAUCCCCAGCUCCUCUUCACUUUCACCUCUGGAAAGAUCAUUUGCCCCAACCUGUGGGAGUUUACAACAAACAGGACGAACGUGGAUCUCCAGUGGUACAAGGAUGCUGUGCUUUUGGAAGAUGACAGUGAAAAAUUUGUAUUUCUGAAAGAUUCGACUUCUCUGUUCUUCACUUCUGUAUUACCGACAGACUCCGGCUACUACACCUGCAAAAUGGCUUUUCCGUAUGAAGGUGUCACAUAUGAAAUCACCCGGACAAUUAAACUGCAGACAGUAGAACAAGAAAAGAGAAUUACCCCCAUAAUUGUGUAUCCAACUCAGAAGACAACAUCAGCUGCUCUUGGCUCCAAGAUGACUCUCCCAUGUAAAGUAUUUGCUGGACCAAACAGCAACAUCUAUACUGACGUGGAAUGGUUAGCAAAUGAUACCACGAUCGAUGUAGUUUACAAGCAAAACAGAGUCACGGAGGGGGAACGACAAGAAAUCACAGAAAAUGGUGAGAACUUCAUUGAAGUGCCACUGAUUUUUGAAUCUGUGGAAGAAGUGGAUUUUUACACAGAUUUUAAGUGUCUGGCCCAGAACAGAUAUGGAUCCCAAGUACUGCCAACACGGGUAAAGCAGGAAGCUGUCGGCUUGCCCUGGUACAUUGCAACGAUUCCAGUCGCACUGGCCUGUGUCAUCCUGGCGGGAAUAUGCGUACAAAAGCGCUGGAAGCAGAAAGCUGAUAAAGGAUACACAAUAGCAAAGGUUUAAAAUCUGCUUUGUUCUCCACGGCCAACAGUGAAAAAUUCAUCCUGGCUAUCUUUCACGUGAGACACAGAGAGACAUUUUGGACCAGACAUACUGCUUUCCCAGCAGAUGGAUGUAUAUCAGCUUUUUUCUUCUUCUCCAUGCCUUCCAUGAUUUGAUUAAGUUAGAAAUAUACGUUUGUAUAAAAUGCUGCUUAGAAACAGAGAACCUGCUUCUAUGGUAAGGCUGUGACUUACAGCAUUUUGAAAUACAGUGUCCCAUGUACAUACCCUUGUUAUGAGACAGGUAGGGAAAGUUAGAUGGUCUUGUCCUUUGUAAUUCCAAUAGUUUCGUCCUUUGAAAAAAAAAAUAAUAAAAGGUGUAGAGGAAGCUGAGAACCUUAAAAAAAUCAAUCAAACAAACAAAAAAACAACAACAAAACAAGAAAGUUUUCUCCAAAAGGGCUACUUUGCACCAGUGUGGAAAUAUAGUUCCCUUCUGCAUCCAAACUCACUUUAUUUUUGUUUUUAAAAAGCCAGUCUUUCCUUUUUUUUCCGGAGCCUAAUACAGUUGUCAUAUCAACUGUAAAUCUAUGAACUUUUCCAGAGAGAAUAAAAUUUUAUUUUUUUUACCACUCAGCUUGUUCUUUGCUUUAAUUGGUUGUCUCAGAUUAUCCCCCUCCCAGAGAUAACUACCUCAACGUAAUGGAGUAAUAGUAGUGUACACUGCAGAAUUCGGUUCUCUUGUAUCCACUAACAUCUCAUAUCCAGAGAUUCAUAGGCAGCUGUAACAUGCUGUUAUCUAUGCCAAGAAAAGAAUUCGGAUGAUGUUUUAGUGUUUAGAAAGUCAUUUGACUGAUACAAAUAAAGUUUUAUUCCUGGAAUAGAUUGGACAGAUUAUCAGUAACAAUGGACAUUCUUGUCUGUCAGUUUUCCAGCUUCUGUUGCUGGCCUGCUCCUCCUCUCUGGUAUGAAUAUAAAAGUCUUUAAUAGAUUCCUGUAAACAAUGAGUCUGCACCAGUCUCAAACUGAUGCAGUUUCGGGAACUGUGCAUCCUUUUCAUUGAAAUAUGCAGUUUGAUCACUCAUGAUGCAAAAUAUUGCCUAUUUUUGGUUUUGUCUAACUGGAUUCAAGUCUUGUUAAAUAUCAGAAGGGAGUAAUAAAUAAUCAGUAACCAUGCUGUACUUUGAGACUCAAAAUGAGUAGAACUUGGUUAUUUUCUCUUCCAAUCAGUAACACGACAGUGGAGAAGUAGUUCCAUCAUAUGCAUUACCGUCAUAUGAAUAGGAAGGGAAGAGACCCAGCUUUAAGAUUUAGAUCAUUACAGAUCCAGAAGUGACACCUCUCACGGACACUGAAGAAAAAGAUUUAUUUUGGUAAUUCAGCCCAGACGUUUUUCAAACUUUAAGAAAAAAAAUAAUCAGGAAAAUGUUGGCUCCAAAUAAACAGAUCUGUAAAGUAAGAAGUGUUGGAACUGCAUGUAGUCUCACAAACUACAGAGACGAACUACUCCCAUUUGUCUGGGAGGGGCCAUAAUCAAACUGCUUUCCACCACCACUUAGACCUGGAUCUGAAUUUAGCCGCCAAAAAUAUUUGAAGCAUUUCAAAUAUGUGACUUGAAUUAAGAAAUCCUUAAAUCUAUUAUCAGAAAUUGUCACAUCUUAUGAGAUCCAAGCCAAAAUUUCUCUUUAAGUAUUCUAAUUGUUUUCUGUGAAGAUGUAGGAGUUAUAUUUCUGGCAGUUUGAGUCAAUGACAACCAGAGAAGACCACAGGAAUUAUUGUUUCCAAGUGCAGGAUAUUAAAGAUGAUGAGAAAGAAUACACAUAUUUUAUGGUCAGAGGUGAAAAAGGUGGCUGAGCAUGUUGGAAAAUGUUAGUUCACUUGUAUAUCUGUCCUUUGAAGGAAGAAAAAUACUGAAUCAAGGAAUGUGAGAAAAGAGUAGGUUUUAGGUACAUAAGGAAUGUUCUUUUUUCAGCAAUUGCUAUUCUAUAACUAGAGAACAAAUUAGGUUUUUCAAUAAAUGCAACCUUUCAAAAUGUAGUUUGCUCUUCCCAUCCAUCUGUACCCUCUAUGAGUAGCAUGAUGACACAUCUGGCUGUAGGAGCGCAGUUGGAUUUCACUCAGUAGUGGAAAAGAAGUAGAACUUUGUAUAUGGAGUGCUGGUGCCAAAGACAGUUAAUACCUCAGACUGUCCUCCAAACUGGAGAAGGAAAUGUGAGUGUGAAUAAAAUUUGGACAUACGGAGA